Molecule: messenger RNA, 3270 nt
Organism: Candoia aspera
Lineage: Eukaryota; Metazoa; Chordata; Lepidosauria; Squamata; Candoiidae
Gene: RAP2C
Product: RAP2C, member of RAS oncogene family
Exons: 3
Coding region: 190-741 (183 amino acids)
Biological process (GO): negative regulation of cell migration; Rap protein signal transduction
Cellular component (GO): plasma membrane
Molecular function (GO): GDP binding; GTP binding; GTPase activity
Source: RefSeq, a predicted model, not a curated record
CCCCAGCCCGGCCGUGGAGCGAGGCGGCGGCCGGGCCCGGGCGAGCGGGCCGAGGGGCGCGGCGAGAGCGGUGCGCGGCGCCAGGCGGGCCCGCCUCUCCCCCCGCGGGGCUCCGGCCCCCUCCGCGAGCAGCGGCGGCGGCGGCGCCCCGGCCGGCCCCCCGCGCCGCGGGGCCGGCGCGCAGCGCCCAUGAGGGAGUACAAGGUGGUGGUCCUGGGGAGCGGGGGGGUGGGCAAGUCGGCGCUGACGGUGCAGUUCGUGACCGGGACCUUCAUCGAGAAGUACGACCCCACCAUCGAGGACUUCUACCGCAAGGAGAUCGAGGUGGACUGCUCGCCGUCGGUGCUGGAGAUCCUGGACACGGCCGGGACGGAGCAGUUCGCCUCCAUGCGCGACCUCUACAUCAAGAACGGGCAGGGCUUCAUCCUGGUCUACAGCCUGGUCAACCAGCAGUCCUUCCAGGACAUCAAGCCGAUGAGGGACCAGAUUGUACGUGUGAAGAGAUACGAAAAGGUGCCCCUGAUCCUGGUGGGGAAUAAAGUCGACCUGGAGUCAGAGAGGGAGGUUUUGUCUGCAGAAGGCCGGGCGCUGGCUCAGGAGUGGGGCUGCCCCUUCAUGGAGACGUCCGCCAAGAGCAAGACCAUGGUGGAUGAACUCUUUGCAGAGAUUGUGAGACAAAUGAACUAUGCGUCCCUGCCAGAAAAGCAGGAGCAGUGUUGUACAACUUGCGUUGUCCAGUGAGGGAGAAAGCGAAAUCUCCAUCAUGGCCAUAACAGAGCAGAUAAAACUCAGAGGAAAUUUGCACAGAUGCUGCGUUGGAGAACCCUUUUAAGCCCAGGUUGCCGAACUGAGCCUUGCUAAAUCUCGUCUCUGUCUUCAGAGCACAUUUCCAGGCAUCGAGUGCAAAAAGGCAAGCGGCAGCUGGGGAGAGGCGUGGGCCUGCUACAAACACUUAGCAUGUUUACCAUUUGAUUUGGAAAUCUGUUCUUGAUCUCUUGGGGUUUUUUUUUAUAGCUUUCUAAGUUCCUAUUAAUGGCUAAUAUGCAAAAGUUCAUUUUAAAAAUAUUUUAUUUCUUUAAUUGAUUUCUAAAUCUUGUAUUUAUUAAACUUUAAACUCAGUAUUACCUACUCAAUGCCUUCUUAAGAUAAAAUUUUAAUGGAGAAUAAAAGUGAGCCUUAAACACAAACGGUUACUCCUGUAUAUUACCUCACAUCCAUGUUUGAUUUGCAAAAGAGAGAGAGAGAGAGAGAAAAAGUUGAAAGAAAAAAGGUUUCUUCUCCUCUGAAAUGUCAUUGAUUGGAACUUUGAAACAUUCUGUUUACACGUGAUGGUGUCAUAGAAGGAUGCUUAGGAAUUGCCCGAUGUGUGAGGAGGUGGCAUCCCUUUUCUCAGCAGCUGUGGUGGCCUGGUAGGUAGAAAAAAAGCUUUUGGGUGGGGACUGGAGACAUCCAGCAAUUGGUAAGUGUGUUCUCUGUUGUAUGGUAUUCAGAUUCGGGUUUUGUUUAAAAAAAAAAAAAAAAGGCUGUGUUGAAAAUCACCUGUUCAUCUGCUUAUUGCAUUCACCUUCCAAAUUCUGAUAGACUUUUUCUUGCAAACGGACAACGCGUCCUCACAGAGUUUGUGUUCGAAAGCAGAAAUGAGCUUGAGCUUCCCUGCUAGGAUUUAAGGUGACAUUGGCAAAUUAAAAGGACUUUACGCGAUUGUUUAAAUAUUCUUUCCUACCAAAUACAUUGAAGCAAUAUAGGAGCUGGCCUGGUUUGGUGCUCUGUUGCUCGCUUGUUCCGUUUCUGUUGGGUGCAGCAUUAGUUGGUCUAACAGGGCAAGAGAUGAAGUGAUAGUCCUCCAGACAGGAGCCUUCGUAACCCUUGCCUUCCGUGGCCUGUAUCUCAUUUAAACUGCGAUUUAGCUAAUUGUGUCUUUGAACAGCAACACAGAUGUUGAGCAGAAUGAAGAGUGCAUUAGUGGAAAUGCUCGCACCGCGACUGCUGUAGACAUUGGAGACCUUUUCCUAACACUGAUGUAAGAAAUGGCUUUUCUCCCCUCUGGAGAGAGUGAAGCUGCACCAGAAGAUGGAGGUUUAAAAGCCCAUCUGAAGUCAUUUGACCCUACAUCUAGUAAGUGUUGACUUCUGUAGAAGCCCAAAGCUUAGUGUUAACCAACUUCCAUCCUUAAGUGAUGGUCUGGGUUGGCACUUGGCAUCAGCAUGCUGUGUCUUUAACCUGAUUUGAGCCUUCCCAGUGUUUUAAUCUCUAAACUCAAAAUUUGCAGUGAAAUAAAGGUUAGGCUUGCACUUUAAUAGAAGUCUUCAAACUGAAACCUCCUUUUACAGUGCUUUUCACAUUGGCCAAGUAUUGGAUGUGCCAAGGGGAUGCAGAAUUCACACUGGUGACUGUACCUUAUUUCUUAAGUGGUAGAAACGUUGCAUUGAUUCUGAACCUCUCUGUUGGUUGACCUCUUGAAAAAAAUUCCACUCUUUCUAAAUCGGAGACGGGAACAGUAAAGAGUUGGCAUCUGACCUGGGCUGCCUCAGCGCAGCUUGGAGUAAGGGGCUGACCAUUUAAAAGAGGCGUCCCUCCUGGUUGUGACAUGUAUUGCGAGGUUCAGAUCCAGGCAUCCUCUGCGCUGUUCGCAUCCCUGCCCCUUGCUUCAGGCCCUGGGUUCCAGAAUGACUCAGCGGAGCUGCUCAGGGCCUCUUCUGGUUCAGCCGAGAGAAGGCGCUGGUGCCCUCGUCCCACUGACACUGUUGACUCCCUGCAGCGGGGCACUUUGGGCCCUGCAGGUCUCACCAAUAACCCCAGGUGGUUCGUGUGGUGGCAGAGGAGGAAGGGGGACUCUGGUGCUGGGAGAAUCAUUUCCCUCCGCUUCAAAUGUCUCUUUCCCCACGUGGCGCAACGGGAAGCAAGCCAGUGCUCCUUUGUAUGGGUGUGGCCAUCCCAGUGCACAGACCCAGCCGCUGACAGGAGCGAUUCCUUUCUGGGGCUGAGAGUGGCACCCCCUGCCUGGAUACGGCACAACGGUCCUGAUAUGCCUGAAUAUUCUUGCAAUUUAAUUCCGUGUAUCAAAUGUACUGUACCUCUUCCUGGGGAAAACUAAAAAUCUGGAAAUCUGGCAAGUACAAAACUAGGACAAUGAUCGAAUGCUUUGUAAAUGUAAACCACCAUUUUUUUCUCCUUGCCCCUCCAAUUUCAUUCAUUCUUAUUUUGUAAGACAGCCCUACAGUCCAGCUGUUUGUAACUUUUUUAAUAAAAUAGUUACCUGUAUUACCAAAA